CGAAGCGCGUCUCAGCCAGGGGGCGGCAGCGGCAGCAGCAGGGCCGGGCUCCCCUCCCGCUCCCGCGCACAGCGAGCCGCGCCAUGGAGACAUGAGCCCCGCGGCCAGCCGCAGCCGCCGCCUCUAGCAUGGCCCGGGCAGGGAACUAGCCGCGGCCAGCAGCCCGAGCAGCGCCCUCGCUCCGCGCCGCCAGCACGGGGUUCUGAUGGGCCAGCCCGGACCGGGAAGCCGACAGCUCCGCGGGGGAGCUGGAGUGCCCAUAUAACCAUCUCUUGCUGGGAGUGGAAAGAGCAGUGAGAGCACUGACUCUCAGAAGAAUUCCUGUGGAGAGGUCUCAUGAGAGGAACGGUUGCUAGGUAGCUGUAUCCAGUUGGGUGGUAGGCGGAUCCAAGGAUUACCAUGAAGUUUUCGGGAUCCCUGGAGAGCCAGAGAUUGUGUCUCCUCCUGGAGACAGCAAUCUCUAGAGAAGCUCAGAUGUGGAAAGUGCAUAUGCCCAAAAUUCAGCCCAAUCAGGAUGUAGCCAUUUCUCCAGCACAGCGGGAUGAGGUGAUUCAGUGGCUGGCCAAACUGAAGUACCAGUUCCACCUUUAUCCAGAAACACUUGCCCUGGCCGUCAGUCUCUUGGACCGGUUUUUAGCCACAGUAAAGGCCCGUCCAAAGUACUUGAAUUGUAUUGCGAUCAGCUGCUUCUUCCUUGCUGCCAAGACCAUUGAGGAAGAUGAGAGGAUUCCAGUACUGAAGGUGUUGGCCAGAGACAGCUUUUGCGGCUGUUCUCCAGCUGAAAUUCGCAGAAUGGAAAAGAUUAUUCUGGAUAAACUGCACUGGGAUCUUCACAUGGCUACGCCAUUGGAUUUCCUUCAUAUUUUCCAUGCAGUUGCUGUGUCAACCAGGCCUCAGUUACUGACAGUCCUGCCCAAGAUGAACCCAUCUCAGCACGUGGCUGUUCUCACCAAGCAGUUACUGCACUGCAUGGCCUGUUACCAGCUGCUGCAGUUCAAGGGGUCCAUGCUGGCACUGGCCAUCAUCAGUCUGGAACUGGAGAAGCUGAUUCCUGACUGGCUCGCUCUCAUCAUUGAACUGCUCCAGAAAGCACAGAUGGACAGUUCCCAGCUGAUCCACUGUCGGGAGCUUGUGGCCCGUCACCUUUCCACUCUGCAGUCUGCUCUGCCGCCCAAUUCUGUAUAUGUCUACAGUCCCCUCAAGGGUACCCUGCUGACCUGUAACAGAGGAGCAUUCAGAUUCAACCCCUCCUCUGUCCCAGGGCCAGAAUUCUCCAAGGACAACGGCCGACCAGAAGUGCCAAUCAAAGGUACAGCCGGGUUCUACCAGUGUCUACCAGCUCCCACCGGCUGCAAGCAAGCCUCCGCAAAGCGCAAAGUGGAAGAGAUGGAGGUGGAUGACUUCUACGAUGGAAUCAAGCGGCUCUACAAUGAAGACAGUGCCCCAGAGGUGGUGGCGCUAGAAAACGUAGGGUCUGGUUGUGGCGCCGAUGUGUCGAGGCAAGAGGGCAACAGUUCCCCUUGCCCACCUUUACAGCCGGUCUCUGUGAUGUAGCUACCACCGGCGCCAGCGUUCAGAGGAAAGCUACUUUUUAAACCAUGCAAAAUCAGGCUAUGAUGUAUGCGAGAGGGGGCUAGGAAAGAAACUGUAUCUCAUCAGGCUGAACUGAAGAGAGCCAAGAAAACCCUUUUUGAAGAUUUUUUUUUCCCCCUCCUUGUGUGGCUAAUUAUAGUUCAACUAUUAUUUAAGCACUUAAAAACAAAAAAAAGUAUUAAAAAAUCUACAAAAGACCCAAAAAACAAACAAAAAAAGUAGCAAAAAAAAAUUUUUUUUUUCUUUCUAGUGUCAUUGGUUCCCGUUUUUCUGCGACUGUAUUAUAAUCCAUCUUCCAUGUCCAAGAGCUCACAUUGUUCCAGGUUUUCCAGCCAUGCCAUGUCUUUCUGUUCCGAUUUCCUCUUCCUGUUUGCUCUUCCUUUAAUACUCUGCAAGUCUUGUGUGUGAUUCUCUGUACUCUGACCUUCACCACAGAUCUAUUUUUUUUUCCCCUUAACAACCAAAAAUCCUUCUUUAUUUCAUUAGCCGCUUUGGUGUUUUAAUGUAAGAAUAUUUCAAACUGGCUUUAAAGAAAAGAUUGGAAAAACAAUCCUAUGGCGUUUGCAAACUGCCCCACAUUUAAAAAGCCAAAGCAGUGUGAACAUGCUAUAGAAAAGCAGUAAGGUAGCAAGAGGUUUGACGGUGUUUAGUGUCUUACACAAAUAAGAAGUCAUUGUGAUUCGAAACUAAGUGAUUGUGGUUUUGAUUUUAAAAAGUGAAAGGAGUCAGUCAAAUGAUUAGGCCAAUUUGACUAAAAUAUUGUUUUUUUACAUCCACACAAGGAUUUUUGCAGUUAACUGGCUCUCUUGUAGGUGCUCACAAACGGUUUAAUUAAUGCGUGUGUCAAAUGCAACCCGUAAAUUCUGCAACUGAUUUUGAUAUGUUUGUAAAUUUUAGCAUGAGAUCAAUGCUGCUCAGUUAGGUGCUGGGACGGUUCUGUGAUUCUGAGUUUUGGAACGUGUGUAAUUAUAAGCCACAAAAUACCCCAAGUUUUGUGUUUUAUGUAAUUUUUAACCAAAAGUUUAAAAAAACAAAAAAACCCUUUGAAAGCUUGUCCUUUUAAAAUGUUUAAUCCCUGUUCCUCGGAAUAACCUGUCCUGGAUCUUUAGCUCUCUCUGCAGCCCUGAGGAAGAUACAGUGUUCAGAGCCAUUGUACUGAUGGAAGCCUUCUGGUAGCAAUAAAAACAAAAGUUGUCCUUUCA
Messenger RNA from Gopherus flavomarginatus (Mexican gopher tortoise), 2795 nucleotides. It is a transcript of the gene CCNI, whose product is annotated as cyclin I. The record is from RefSeq and is a predicted model, not a curated record. Gene Ontology annotation, molecular function: cyclin-dependent protein serine/threonine kinase regulator activity. Bases 400 to 1554 code for a protein of 384 amino acids. The transcript has 8 exons. Gene Ontology annotation, biological process: regulation of cyclin-dependent protein serine/threonine kinase activity; mitotic cell cycle phase transition. NCBI's taxonomy places the organism in Eukaryota, Metazoa, Chordata, Testudines, Testudinidae. Gene Ontology annotation, cellular component: cytoplasm; nucleus; cyclin-dependent protein kinase holoenzyme complex.